ACUUAAAGCCAGUGUAUUGCCUCCCACGCGCUACCAUUUGAAGUCCACAACAGUUGAAAGUGGUUUGGAACUACACUUUAAAGGCCGAACCAGCUCUUUUCUCUUGGCCAAAUUCCCACUACCCUGCUGCCACUACUACCUCCACGGUCAUCAAUACCCUCAUCACCAUUACCAGUCCACUUGCAAGUUAGAUGGCAUCACAAGACUCCCAACCAUUCCACUGGCACUACGAAGAAGUCGACGAAAAUGACUUCCAAGUCCGUGGCCGCGCUCUCUUUUAUGUACUGAUCGUCGGCUCCAUGAUCAUCCUUAUCGCCCUACUCUCCAUCUACGCCCGCUGGGUCUGCCUUGAAAACACGCGGCAUAACCUUCCCUCUAGGCUUCCUGUGCACCACGCGCCUCGCCUUCCUCCAAGAGGCCUCGAAUCCACGAUCAUCAAGGCUUUGCCGAUAACUUUGCACAAAUCAAAUUUGGGUACCAGUAAUAAUGGCACUGCAGUCGAAAGCGAGUGCUGUAUAUGCCUUGGUGUGUUUGAAGAUGGUGAUAGGCUGAAAGUUUUGCCGCAGUGUCAGCAUUGUUUUCAUUGUGACUGCGUCGAUAAGUGGCUUGUCACUCAGUCAAGUUGCCCACUCUGUAGAGCUUCUAUCCGAGCUGAAUCGGCUGUUUUAUCGAUCAUAACAGAGUAAACAAAACAGCCCAGAUUUCUAUUUCUGUAGAUUAUGUCUUUAAAUGAACCAGAUUGUUGUAUUAAAUCACGAAUGCUUUUGAGAAAAUUCAUCGAACAGAUGGCAAUCAAUACAUAUUGCAAGAUAUCUUGUAAUUCUUGCACUGAUAAAA
Messenger RNA from Populus nigra (black poplar), 837 nucleotides. RefSeq names its product RING-H2 finger protein ATL66. NCBI's taxonomy places the organism in Eukaryota, Viridiplantae, Streptophyta, Magnoliopsida, Malpighiales, Salicaceae. The transcript has a single exon. The record is from RefSeq and is a predicted model, not a curated record. The coding region runs from base 192 to 686 and encodes 164 amino acids.